Messenger RNA from Nicrophorus vespilloides, 752 nucleotides. RefSeq names its product serine protease easter-like. Gene Ontology annotation, biological process: proteolysis. The record is from RefSeq and is a predicted model, not a curated record. NCBI's taxonomy places the organism in Eukaryota, Metazoa, Arthropoda, Insecta, Coleoptera, Silphidae. The transcript has 2 exons. Gene Ontology annotation, molecular function: serine-type endopeptidase activity. Bases 124 to 633 code for a protein of 169 amino acids.
AUUUGACGAUGAUUGUAUGUUUUCAGGAGAGGCGUUAGAUUGGGAGAACAUGACUUUUCGACGGAGCAGGAUUGCGAAACGUCUUUGGACGGAGACACGGUGUGCUCACCACCAUACCAGGACAUGGGAAUCGAAAAGGUGAUUCCGCAUCCGCUGUACAAUAGAACAGCUCUUCAAAACGACAUAGGUCUGCUCAGACUGGCAAGAGCCGCGAAAACAGAUCAGGACAACAUCAAACCGAUAUGUCUGCCGUACACGAAGGAGACGCGCGAGGUGAAAGUGGACAAAUACUUGGUUACAGGCUGGGGCCAAACGGAGAAGAAAACCAGAUCGACCGCUCUGCUCAAAGUAUUUGUAGACGCCAUGAAUUAUGAGGAAUGCCAGGAGGUGUACAAGAACCUUACGAUAACACGAAGGCAGAUCUGCGCUGGUGGCAAAGCAUCUCGCGAUUCUUGCACGGGCGACAGCGGCGGACCGAUCCAGACUGCUGGGUCCCUCGACUUUGAUGCCAAGUACAUACAGUACGGUGUCGUCAGUUUUGGGCCGAAGAACUGCGGUCAGAGCGGACUGCCCGGCGUAUACACCAGCGUCGCUCACUAUCUGCACUGGAUCCUGGAUAACAUAACUAGCUAAAGAAGGAUUCCACACUCAUUUAGCCAUUGUCUCUUUCUCCGAAUCUCGUGUGAUUUUGAGAUUUUGGAUGAGUCAACGACAGAAUCCACCAGCCAAUUAAAACUUUAAACAAAAACGAA